UUAUUUUGAGUUUCGACUAAAAUACUACACAAAAUGUGAAAUAAAACUAUUUAUCCUCUUUCUCAACAACUACUAAAAUAGCCAAAUAAAUAAGCAAAAUAAAUAAAAAUAAAUGAAAAUGCAAAGAGACAGGUGGACAAAGAAGAGAGGAGGAGAGUGAAUAGGAGAAGCAAGCAAUAUACUAUAUACCAUAGUAUUUAGACAGUGAGGCUUGCCUCGGAGCGGGACCAUCAAAUCUUCUCUCUCUACAUCUCUCUCUCUCCUCUUUUCUCUCUCCUCUCUGAGAUUCGAUUUCUCGCCGAUAUUUCUCUCUCUCUCUCUCUCCUCAAGGAUGUUCUCAGUUUUUCAAGGGCUGCAUUUCAUUUGAUUGAGAUUUGAAAAAAAAAAAAAAAUGGAGGGUGAUACGUAUUCGGGACUCGGUAAUAUCGCGCAAAUGGAUGGCAAGAUCUUGCAGAGUUUCCAGAAGAGCUUUGUCCAGGUCCAGAAUAUACUUGACCAGAACCGGCUGCUAAUCAACGAGAUUAACCAGAAUCACGAGUCGAAAAUCCCCGACAAUUUGAGCCGGAACGUGGGCUUGAUCAGAGAGCUUAACAACAAUAUCAGGAGGGUUGUUGAUCUUUACUCCGACUUGUCGACUUCUUUCACUAAAUCGAUGGAUAAUUCGUCCGAGGGUGAUUCGACUGUCGGCGGCGUAAAAUCAGCUGGCCAGAAGAGGCAUAGGCUCGGCUAGUUCUUGAUUCUAUUACACGUACGGUGCGCGAAAAACACACACACCAAGAAUUAGUGCAGACAACACAAUCUUGAGAAGGUAAUAGAAAGAAAGAAAGAAUGUUUAGAUUUUGUAUGUUAAAUUAAUUAAUUAAGUAAUUACCAUUCUUGCCACUAGUAGUGAAAAAUAGCUCCAAAAAUCUAUUAUUACCUGCAUGUAUAACUUUGUACCUGUUAUCUAAUUUAAUCAAGAAUGCCUGGCUUUUGAUUGUUAACUUUCAUGAAAGCCAAUUCUGGGA
Molecule: messenger RNA, 1007 nt
Organism: Erythranthe guttata (spotted monkey flower)
Lineage: Eukaryota; Viridiplantae; Streptophyta; Magnoliopsida; Lamiales; Phrymaceae
Product: protein ELF4-LIKE 3
Biological process (GO): entrainment of circadian clock; positive regulation of circadian rhythm
Source: RefSeq, a predicted model, not a curated record